AUGCAGCCCCCCGCAGUCCCAAGAGUAAGCCUUGCAGCCAAUCAGGAGGACGAGACGGACAUGGAGACGUUUCAGAUGGAGAUCGACAAAGAAACCAGGAAGUGCACGUUCUGCACCAGCCAUGGGAACUACUGGGACCUGGUGGCCCACGGAGGCAUCCAGAGCUCAGCCACUGAAGUGUCAGCUACCAGCAUGUUUUCAGUGGAGUGGCUCGGCCACAAGGUGGCACUAAAAGCUAACAAUGGGAAAUACAUCUGCACCAAGAAGAACGGCCAGCUGCUGGCUGUCAGUGACUCCAUAGGCGAGGACGAGCAACUGACGUUGAAACUGAUCAACAGGCCGAUGCUGAUCCUGAGAGGAGAGAACGGCUUCAUCUGUCACCACAAGAACUCCAACCUGCUGGACGGUAGCCGGUCCGUCUACGACAUCUUCAGCCUGCAGUUCAGCAACGGGGCGUACCACAUCAGAGGAGUGGACGGUCGGUUCUGGUACGUGAACAGCUCCGGGCUGGUGUGUUCAGACGGCGAAGUUCCUGAGGAUUUCACUGUGGAGCUGCUGGAGCACGGCCGCCUCGCCAUCCGGGGGAAGAACAGAAAAUACCUGCGAGGAGACCAGGGAGGAACGCUGAAGGGAGACGGACUCAGCCUGAGCAGCUCGGCCCUGUGGGAGUAUUAAAACAUUAAAACAUUACAUCAUCAGUAUGACGUCAAGAGUCUAAAGGUCUGUGACACUUUAAGGUGGAAGACAUUUACGUACCAGAGACGAGGUACAACUUGUACUGAAUUAAUCGCACAUUUUCCAGCUUCCUGUUACAAAGAAGUCAAAGCCUCACAUCACAGGAGAGUGUGAGAACAAGAACCAAGAGAAGUCCUGAUGACGUGAACAAUGCUUCGGAUCAAACAGCAGCAUGAGUGUGAAUGAACUUUAGAGUUUUUGUGUUGUUCCUUAAGAUUUUUUCCAAAGAGCAUGCGAUGCAAGAUCUAUUUUUUGUCCAAUCUAACAUCUCCAUCUUUAGAA
Notothenia coriiceps (black rockcod) is the source of this 1017-nucleotide messenger RNA. Its product is annotated as fascin-2. Bases 1 to 675 code for a protein of 224 amino acids. NCBI's taxonomy places the organism in Eukaryota, Metazoa, Chordata, Actinopteri, Perciformes, Nototheniidae. Gene Ontology annotation, molecular function: protein-macromolecule adaptor activity; actin filament binding. The record is from RefSeq and is a predicted model, not a curated record. The transcript is spliced from 5 exons.